Messenger RNA from Heterotrigona itama, 2554 nucleotides. The record is from the annotation of a GenBank genome assembly. Lineage: Eukaryota; Metazoa; Arthropoda; Insecta; Hymenoptera; Apidae.
GCAUCUCCGCCGGAUCGAAGAGCCACCAGAGACGAUAUUACAGUGUCCCCACCUGGUGCAUCCCCGAACGUUAAUGCAACGACGAGCUGCACUGGUACAUCGUCUCGAUUGCACAAUCCUUCCUCGCCUGGUCGAAAUGGCCAGCUAUCGAAGCAAGGCACAUUAACGAUAGUACGUCGAAGUUCUUGCAAGAAUAAGAGUAUCGGCGGAAGUUUCGAAAGUUCGCCGCCGCCGCACAGUCCUGACACUCUUUCGUCAAGCCAGUCCGUGGAUCUCGAUGAGAUCCUUGAUAAUGUCGAUCUAACGACGGACUCGCUUCCUGCCGUUGACACCCCCGACGCUUGCGACAAGGCUGCUCUCAGAUUGAGAUGCUUAUUGAGGCAGCUACAACACGGCGAAAUAUCAGCAGAAUUACUCCAACGAAAUUUACACUACGCGGCACGUGUUCUCGAAGCCGUGUUCCUCGAUGAAACCAAGGUGAAUUCAGGAGGGGUUGAGUGCUCUCGGUCAUCACGUAGGGGUGCAAGCCUGUCGUCUGCAUCCCUGGGGAGCGCCUUGGACCCGGACGGACAACAGGGCCACGCGGUGGUAACCCAGAAACGGAAGCUUCGCACCCCCGUAUGGGCAAGGCGUCGUUCAAUUGAUUUUGUAACAUUUCUCUUGGCACCUGCGUUUCACAAGAUUCAAGUUCCUUGGAAUUUUAAAUUAAUCGAUAUCGGAAUCUCAGUUGCUAAAUAUUUCGUGUUUUUAACGCAUGAAUUGAAGAAGCAGAAUAUUUGUAGAUUAACCUCUCAAGCCUCGGCGGUUGGCGGACGAGGAUGACGAACUGUCGGAGGUACAGCCGGACGCGGUGCCGCCGGAAGUGCGCGAAUGGCUGGCUUCGACGUUCACGAGACAGCUGGCGACCACCAGGCGAAAGGCAGACGAAAAGCCAAAAUUCCGCUCGGUCGCGCACGCAAUCAGGGCGGGGAUCUUUGUCGAUCGGAUUUACAGGCGGGUCACCAACACCGCGCUCAUGCAAUUCCCGCAGGAAGUGGUUAAAGUGCUCAAGACUUUAGACGAUUGGUCCUUCGACGUGUUUUCACUCAGCGAAGCCGCAAUGGGAGCUCCGGUGAAGUAUCUCGGCUAUGAUUUAUUGAAUCGAUACGGUAUGAUUCACAAGUUCAAAGUGCCAGCAACGGUGCUGGAGUGCUUCUUAGGGAGAGUGGAGGAGGGUUAUUGCAGGCAUCGAAAUCCAUACCAUAACAAUCUUCACGCAGCUGACGUCGCACAGACUAUGCACUAUAUUUUGUGUCAAACAGGGCUUAUGAAUUGGCUGACCGAUCUGGAGAUAUUCGCCACGCUGGUCGCGGCGAUUAUCCACGACUACGAGCACACUGGGACCACAAACAAUUUCCACGUAAUGUCCGGCAGCGAUACAGCUCUGCUGUACAACGAUCGGGCCGUCCUGGAAAAUCACCACAUCUCCGCGAGUUUCCGGAUAUUGAGAGAAGACGAGUGCAACAUAUUACAAAAUCUAUCGAGAGAGGAAUUCCGAGAAUUUCGUUCGUUGGUGAUCGACAUGGUGCUUGCGACCGACAUGAGCUUUCAUUUCCAGCAGCUGAAGAACAUGAAAAAUAUUCUGAGCCUGGCAGAGCCUAGCGUAGACAAAAACAAGGCUGUCAGUCUAGUUCUUCAUUGUUGCGACAUUUCACAUCCGGCCAAAAGAUGGGACCUUCAUCACAGAUGGACAAUGCAACUGCUGGAGGAGUUCUUCCGGCAGGGGGAUAAGGAGAAGGCUCUGGGAUUGCCGUUUUCUCCGCUCUGCGACCGUAACAAUACCCUGGUGGCUGAAUCGCAAAUAGGAUUCAUCGAGUUUAUCGUCGAGCCGAGCAUGCAGGUGUGCAGCGACAUGCUGGAGACAGUUCUCGCCCCGUUGAAUGCAAAGGAGAAUGUGGAUGAGUCGAACAACGGUGAGCAUAUCUGUGUCGUCACGCUUUGACGCGUCUCAUUUGCCCGCCGCUCUGCGUGCCGGUCGUAUUCAAACGACGAAUAAUCCGUAGGAUCCGGCGGCGAGAGCAGAAGAUUCAAGAUCGGUAAGCCUUGGAUCCCCUGCCUCGCGGAGAACAAGAGAAUUUGGAAGGAGCAGGCCGUUCGAGGUACUUCGAAUUCGAUUGUUUCUCUUUGUCAUUUCUUUAAAACAAAAAAAAGGAAAAAAGGAGAGAGAGGGAGAGACUGUUCGCGAUGUUCGUCUCUCACGUCGUCGAAAUUUCGUAGCGAUCCUUUGUUUAAAUCUACAGUAUAGAAUAUAAUAUAUUUUAUCGUUAGAAUUAUACAAGACAUGUAAUUAAUUUUAUUUCAUUUUUCAUCAUUAAUCAACGCCAUUUAUGGUAUAUCGGAGUGACCGAUCGAUUUCAUUCGAUUUCACGUUACUACAACGCACAGCUAUGUUAUUUUAUUUCGUGACUUUUGUUCAUGAAUAGACGCGGAGGCAAGGGCGCAGAAGGAACAGGAGCAAAAAGCAAGCAGCGAGGGCCGCGAGGACGGCGACACGACGCAGCCGGCAUCCGAGGAA